GAUUACAAUUUCCGGUUUGGUUUGAACGUGCGCGCCUGUUUCACUCCGGACGGUUGGUAGGAGGAGAACCUGCGUGGAAUAUAUGGCUCAAACCAGGUAAGAACAUAAUAUAUUAACUUCUACAGGAUGUUAAUCGCAGUAAAAAGUGUUAACCGAGGGAAGCGACUGAAUUGUCUUUGAAGCUGGUUAAGACCAGUUAUUAAUUGCAUCUACGUUUGCUAGCAACAAAUGUUAGCUUAAAACAAAAUAAUGGCGUGGCAACUAAUUUAUCCGGCCAGAUAUUGAGUAUAUCUGAAAUGUAUGUGUCUAAAUAUACUAAAAUGACCAAAAGUGGAUUAACUAUGGUGUUUUUUGUGGUCAAAUUAUGGUACUUUGUCGAAUUUAAAACUGCGCCAUUAGUGGGGUGGGGGUGGGUAUACGCGGUGCCUCGCCGUCACUUCAUCCUCUGCUGAAACUGCAGCCAUUUUCAGACAAGGUCCGUUUAAUCAGGCACGAAUAUCAAACGUUUAUGCUCUGUUGCAUAUUGUCCGUGAUUUGGACGUGUUCACAUCCAGUGACAAUAUGCCGUCGCAAAACCUUCCGCGUUGCCUCUGAGGCGCCGCAGACCCGAAGCUACCUUGACGUGCGCCUACUAGCAGCGCCAAAUAUCCAGUUCUGUGGACUCAAGCUCGCCGUAAAGGGCAGCGCAGAGGUACAGUUGAUUACUCGGUCGCACGAGUAUGAACUACCAUAGGCAGGUAGAAGGUGGGAUACGUUACAAUUUAAAAAAAAAAGUUAAUUAAACAACCUCGGUUUCUUUUGCUUCAGUGCUGUUUGUUGGAUCGCUUUCCUACGGGGACCACAUUGGGUCUAAUUCUUUGCACAUUUCUCCACUUUUUCCAGAAGGUGCAGUCGAAAGAUGCCACAAUGUUGCUCAAAGUGAAGUAUCAACAUACCAAGAAGUACAUCCGAUUACUGUCAGGGUUCACCUUUUUGGAUUUCAUCACUCAAGUGAAACAAAAGUUUGGGCUUCCUGAUGCAACUGAACUGGACGUUUUUGAUGAGACCAACACAUUAAUUGAGGAAGACAUUUUUUUGGAACUGAUAGAGGCCAGUCCAGAUCUCUGCCUGACAGUUUGUGACAGAAAUCCUGAUGCAGUUCAUACACUGGAGGAGAUACAGCUUGCACCUGGUACAACAACACAAGACAGCAUUGCAGGGGAAGACUUCUCUCCUUUGGAUCAUUCAACGUCCUCCCUCACGGAUACUGACACGUCACUUUCUUCAAGUGGCAAUGACCACGGCAGUGGAGUAGAAUCAGGGAUUCCCAUUGGCACACGUACAUCCAGCCCUGAAGUCACAACCAGGCCUCGCACAGAGGUUUCUGAGUCAGAGGCUGCAAAAGAGGUACUCAUGGGAAGCAGAUGUAAUUUAUAUUGUUGACAUCAUAAAUUGUCAAACUGAGUAACCCUCCUUAAUCAGUGGUUGUAACUUAUACUCCUAAUCUUGAUGGUAUAUUGUUAAUGAUUUCCCCAAUAGAUGGUAGAAAAUGCCUUGCUUUGCAAACCUGGGGUGAGGAUAUCAUUGCAGAGUACAACGCAGAAAAGUCACUCACUCACCGCACCCGGAGACGGCUUGUGAACAUUUUGGCUAGCCAUAUGACUGAAAGUCAUGGGAGGAUGCCUUCCCGUAAACAUAAGGAGAAGUAUGCCCUGGGAAUUAUAACACUCUUUCCUUCACUAAAGGAUCCUUUUUCUCCAAAGGGCUAUCUUAAUCAAGACUUCAGUCUGUUGUUUGGAGCUGAAACAACUUCCAAGAUGCUGGAGAAGUGGGACACAACUUUCAGGCCCAAGGUUAUCAAUGAGGCCAAACACCUGACUCAGUCAACUGAGCUGUGCCGACUUCUAAAAGCUGCUGAGAAACUGACCGAGAAUGAUGACACCACCUGGGACAGUGACAUGGCUUCUCUGCUGCUCCUUCUCCAUCUGCUGCCACCCACAGCUGGACGGAAGAGGACGAAGAUAAGUCCCAGUGAUGCAGUGGACAAAAUGUUGCACUUCCACAAGUCAUGCUGCAGCCUUGAUGAACACCUUCAGAAAAGAGAUGGUAGACAACCAUACAUCCUUGCUGUUGGUCGAACCAGGAACAGGAUCGACACUUUCUACAUUGUUGUGGACAAACAGCUCAUCCCCUGCCAAGCCACCAGCUCACUGGGUGCGUUUGAUGAACUGUUUAAAUCGCACUACGUAUUCAACCUGUCGUACGACGAGUACCUGGGCCAGCUUUUCACUUUUUUACAAACAACAGUGUACAACAUUGAUGUGGCAACAACAAAUGAGUCUCCUAGAGUUCGUGAGUUGCGGGCAAAAGUCCUAAACUAAGUUUCUUAAAUGUUUAAGUGUUUUAUUUGUGAUGCUGUUUUUGCUCACUGCCAUUCAUUAAUCUCACAUGUAAGACUUAAUCACAGUUUUUAUCCUAGCACCAGGUUCAAGUUAGUUUGUGCACAAGGUUGUUGUAGGCGUCAGUUUUCAACAUAUGCAGGUUUUAAAAAACAUUUAAUUAGUUCUCAUGAGA
Molecule: messenger RNA, 2553 nt
Organism: Acanthochromis polyacanthus (spiny chromis)
Lineage: Eukaryota; Metazoa; Chordata; Actinopteri; Pomacentridae
Exons: 8
Coding region: 1503-2360 (285 amino acids)
Source: RefSeq, a predicted model, not a curated record